UAGCCCGGACCAGAUCAUCAUAAACCAUUGUAAAAUCUCCCUCCACAACAAGAAAGAACAUACUGCAAAAUCAUUCCUCUGCCUGCACAAAUGAUCAAUUCCUUCAAAAACUUGUUGAAUUUCUGCAAGAAAUCACACUAUAAUUGGAACGAGGCAUCUGGGCUUUUCUCAUUUUCAACAAAGACCUCUGUUUCCCCCUCCCCAAACACUUUGUUCAAGAGAAUUUUACCAGCUGGAGACCCUCAGGUUUCCAUUGUCCCAAUUCUUGAUCAAUGGGUUCGGGAAGGCCGACCCGUUCAUCGAUCCGACCUCAAAACCAUCUUCAAAAUCCUGAGGAAAAACAGACGCUACACUCAUGCUCUUCAGUUGUCUAAGUGGAUCGUUGACAGUUCUAACCUAUCACCUGAAGAUGUUGCAGUGAGACUGGAUUUAAUAUCUAAAGUACAUGGAUUACGAGAGGCAGAGAACUACUUUUUUAAUGUCCCGGAUAGUCUGAAAACUUUUAAGGUCUAUGGUUCUCUAUUAAAUUGCUAUGCCAAGAAGAAAUUAGUGGAACAGGCUGAGGCAAUCAUGCGUGUAAUGGGAAGAUUUGGUUGUAAUAUGAAGUUAUCCUACUGUAUUAUGCUGAACCUCUACUCUAAGCUGGGAAAGCGUGAGAAAUUGGAGAAGCUUGUUCGUCAGAUGGAACAGGAAGGCAUAACUUUUGAUAAACCCGCAUACUGCAUCUUGUUGAAUGCUUAUGCUCUAAAUUCUGAUAUAGAGGCCAUGGAGAAGCUCUUGAAGAAAAUGGAAGAUGACCUUCUAGUUAAUGUGAAUUGGAAUGCUUGUGUAACAGCAGCAAAGGGAUACUUAGGAGCUAACCUCCAAGAUAAAGCUUCUGACAUGCUGAAGAAGGCAGAGAAACUUAUCAGAGGCAGCAAUAGAGGACUUGCCUACCAAAUUCUCCUUAGUAUGUAUGCCAGUUUGGGUGACAAAGAUGAAGUCACACGAAUCUGGCAUCUUUACAAGAAGAGAGGAAAUAUGACCAACAAUGGGUACUUUCACAUGAUAAGCUCUUUAAUCUGGUUGGAUGACAUUGAUGAAGCUGAAAAGAUUUUUCAGGAAUGGGAAUCUGUGAACACUUCUUAUGACUUCCGAAUUCCAAACACAUUGAUAAAUGCUUAUACUAAAAAGGGCUUGCUGCAAAGGGCUGAAGAAUUUAUAAACAGAGCUAUAAACUGUGGCAGAAAGAUUCCUGCAAGCACAUGGGAUUAUCUAGCAACUGGAUACUACAAAGAUAAUCAGAUGGAGAAGGCAGUUGAUGCAAUGAAAAAUGCCAUCUUUUCUUGGAAAGGUACUUCUUGGACUUUAAACCGCACUACGUUGACAGCAUGUCUGGAAUACUUGAGAGAAAAGGGAGAUGCAGAAAAGGAAAAGUUUGAAAGGUUACUUGCAGAUCAGGGUAUUGUUUUAGAACAAGUUUCCCGUCUACACGAGAGUCGAAGUCCUAGAACUGGUAUCUUUUUUGAACUGGAUGAGAAUGAUGAAGAAAUGGAUUCAUCGUUUUCGGGAUCAGAUUAGUGCAAAUGACGACUGAUGAGUGAUGCUCCUAGGACUGAGCUGCUCUAGCUGUUUCAAGUACAUACUUGACUACUAUUUUAAUGGAAUGCGGGUGCUCCAGAAGGAACAUCCCAUGGCAGCUCUUGAAAGGAAAUCAGCUUCGAAGCAAAGCGAGAAUUAAAAAGAAAAGUAAUAUAAAAGAAUUCUUGAAGCCUCGCUACAGAAGAAGAUAUGAUCCCAGAUUUUGCUAGCAUUGGGGUACAGUUUAGUAGUUUGAUGCAUGCACUGCAGAGAAUGGAAAAUGACGCCCUGACUACUACUUCCCUGAGGAUUACAAAACUUUUCCAUUUUAUACCAGUUUCUAGCUGCUUCUCUGA
Coffea eugenioides is the source of this 1916-nucleotide messenger RNA. Its product is annotated as pentatricopeptide repeat-containing protein At2g20710, mitochondrial-like. Lineage: Eukaryota; Viridiplantae; Streptophyta; Magnoliopsida; Gentianales; Rubiaceae. The transcript has 2 exons. Gene Ontology annotation, molecular function: protein binding. Gene Ontology annotation, cellular component: mitochondrion. The record is from RefSeq and is a predicted model, not a curated record. Bases 91 to 1560 code for a protein of 489 amino acids.